AUGUAUGUUCCAACCAUUGAAGAAGAUUCUCAAGAAGACCAUCCUUGGAAACUAAAUUUUGACGGAGCCUCAAAUGCUAUAGGUAACGGAAUCGGGGCAGUCCUAGUAUGCCUAAGCAGAGAUCAUUAUCCUUUUACUAGUAAAUUAGACUUUGAUUGCAUGAGCAAUAUGGUAGAAUACGAAGCAUGUAUCAUGGGUAUCCGUUCAGCUAUAGAAUGUAAGAUCAAAGUGCCAGAGGCGUAUGGAGAUUUUGCGCUAGUGAUUUAUCAACUCAAGGAAGAAUGGGAGACAAGAGAUCCCAAGUUGAUCGAUUAUCAAAAGUUGGUUCUUGAAUUGAUUAAAGAGUUUGAUGACAUCACCUUCUUCUACCUUCCACGAGACAAAAAUCAGAUGGCUGAUGCCCUAGCUACUUUAACUUCCAUGAUUAAGGUAAACAAACAAGAGGAUGUAAAACCUAUUCGAAUGAGUAUUUGUGAAGCUUCGGCUUAUUGUUACAAUAUCGAGGAAGAAGAAAAGGAUGAUCACCCGUGGACCUCCACCGGGGCAACGCCUUUCUCUUUGGUCUACGGAAUGGAGACAGUUUUGUCCAUUGAAGUCGAGAUUCCUUACAGUUUUGCCCAUUGA
Molecule: messenger RNA, 624 nt
Organism: Gossypium arboreum
Lineage: Eukaryota; Viridiplantae; Streptophyta; Magnoliopsida; Malvales; Malvaceae
Exons: 2
Coding region: 1-624 (207 amino acids)
Molecular function (GO): nucleic acid binding; RNA-DNA hybrid ribonuclease activity
Source: RefSeq, a predicted model, not a curated record